AUGAGUGCCAUGGAUCGUGAACAUAUCAGCGAGAAGCCGGAUACCUCGUCCUCAUCGGGCCCUCAAAAUUCGGUUCUACAGAAUGGCACAGAGGAAAAGGCUCAGACUGAGGCCAAACUUCGCCCUGAACGGACGGCGACCUUCAAGGAUUACACGAGGGUUUUCACUUAUGCCACAAAAUGGGACUUCCUCGCGUACGCCGCUGGAGUGAUUGCUUCCAUCGGUGCCGGUGUCACCCUGCCGUUGCUGAAUGUGGUUUUUGGCCAAUUCGUGGGCGAGUUCACCAGCUUAACGUCCAGUAUCAAGACUACCCAACGGCUCGCGCUUUACAUGUUCUUCCUUUUCCUUGCCCGUUUCAUUCUCAACUCGAUUAAUAAAUUCGCCUUCCGCAUGAUCGGCAUCAGGCUAUCUUCAGCUAUCCGACUACACUACCUGCAACGCCUAUUCGGUCAGAGCAUUCAUGUCCUCGAUUCUAUGCCCCCAGGCUAUGCUACCAGCACCAUCACUUCCACCGCCAACGUUCUGCAGCUAGGAAUCUCCGAAAAACUGGGCAUUUUUGUCGAGUACAAUGCCACCAUCAUUGCGGCUCUCAUUGUUGCCUUCACUAAGAACUGGUCUCUCACCUUGGUAACAGCAUCGGUCGUCUUAUUCUUGUUGCUUGUUCUUGCAGUAAUUCUUCCCUUCAUCUUGAAGGUCAACACGCGGGUUACAAGGGCCGAGGGCAAAGCGGCCGCAGUUGCCAGUGAGGCACUUGCAAGUAUCAGGAUGGUGGCCGCGUGUGGUGCAGAGACACGCAUUGCGAAGAAAUACGCUGCAUUCGUUGAGGAAACAAGGAAACACGCUCAUGUCCUUUCCCCCCUUAUCGGAAUCCAAACUGGUUUGAUCUUUUUCGGGCUGUACGCUAGUUUCGGCCUUGCCUUCUGGUACGGGGUUAAAUCUCUUGUCGAAGGAAGGGUGGGUAAUAUUGGUGACAUUCUUGUUGUGCUUCUCUCCGUCAUGAUGAUUGUCAUCUCCCUCGAACGAACCUCGACUCCUCUUAUCGCUGUUGGAAAGGCAACUGUCGCCGCCUGCGAGUUUUUCAUCGUCAUCGAUGCUCCCCAGCCGAACAAAGGCAGCCUGAAGGAGCCCGAGGUUUCAUCCACCGAGGACAUCGUUUUCGAAAACGUCACGUUUGCAUACCCGAGCCGGCCGCAUGUGCGAGUCUUAGACAAUUUGGAUUUGCGGAUUGAGGCUGGCAAGAUCAAUGCCGUGGUUGGUCCGUCUGGCUCUGGAAAAAGUACCAUUGUUGGUCUCAUUCAGAGAUGGUAUUCCCUACAGGAGCAACAUGUUCUAGCCAAGGCCAUCGAAAAGGAGAAGGAGAAUGGAAAGAAGAAGAAGAAGGAUGACGACGACGACGUAGAUGGCACACCUGAACCCGAACCCGAGGAGACGGGACCUGCUAUCGAACUCCGUGGCCGGGUUUCCACGUCAGGGCACCUCUUGGAUGAGAUCGAUCUGAAAUGGUGGAGAUCCCAGAUUGGACUUGUUCAACAGGAACCGUUCCUCUUCAACGACACGAUUUACAAGAACGUUGCUUAUGGGUUGAUUGGCACUCAGUGGGCGGACGAACCCGAAGACAAGAAACGGGAGUUGGUAAAGGAGGCGUGCAAAGAAGCCUUUGCGGAUGAGUUCAUUGAUAGACUCCCUGAUGGCUACGACACUGUGGUUGGCGACAGUGGCGCCAAGAUGUCUGGUGGUCAACGACAACGGCUGGCCAUUGCCAGAUCGAUUGUGAGGAAACCGAAGAUCCUAAUCCUUGACGAGGCUACCAGUGCUAUCGAUGUUCGUGGCGAACGAAUUGUACAGGCCGCUCUCGACAAGGUUGCUCAGAAUCGAACUACGAUCACGAUUGCCCAUCGACUCUCCACUAUCAAGAAGGCGGACCGUAUUAUUGUCCUGAAGAAGGGUAGAGUCGUCGAGUCUGGAACGCAUGAUAGCCUCAUCGCGAUCGAUGGCGGAGUUUAUUCAGGCCUUGUUCACGCUCAAUCGCUGUCGCUCGGGGAGCCCACUGACGCAGCCGAGGAGGUUGUGGACUACGCUGACAAGCCUGGAUUGGCUCGUAUCAAGAGCAUCGCAGCCUCCGAGGGCGAAGCCGGCAAAGAAACGCCCAUCGAGAAGACUCGAGGCAUCUUUAAGAGUUUUGGACGGCUGUUCUUUGAGUCCAAGAACGUGUGGCCAUUCUUUGCCAUCACAGUCGUGACUGCGGCUUGUGUAGGAGCUGCAAUCCCCCUUCAGGCGUGGCUUUUUGGCCAGAUUAUUUCUCUCACUGGAGAACUCGACAUCCUUCUCAAGAUGAGAGAGGAAAACGGAGGUACGAACGCGCAACUUAAUUCUCAAGUGGAAGAUAAACACUCGGAUGGUAACUUCUGGUCCUUGAUGUGGGUUGUCCUGGCUUGUGGAGUUGGAGUCGCGUACUUUGCCGUCAUUUACGUUGCAACUCACAUGUCCACCAUCAUCCGCGCCAAGUACCAGCAGCAAUACUUUGACGCUGUCAUGUUCCAGAAGACGUCCUUCUUUGAUCACGAAGAUCACUCACACGGCACCAUGACAUCUCGGAUCGGGCAAGAUCCGAAGCAGCUUGAGGAACUCAUGGGGAUGAACAUGGCCAGCGUCUACGUUGCUAUCUUCAACGUGGUAGGAUCCAUCGCCAUCGCAUUUGCAUUUUCGUGGAGGCUGGCCCUUGUGGCGUGCUGCGUCGUGUUGCCCGUCAUGCUCGCAUCGACGUACUGGCGCUUCAAGUACGAGAUUGACUUCGAGAAGAUGAACAAUGAGGUCUUUGCGGAGAGCUCCAAGUUCGCGUCAGAAUCUAUUGGUGCUUUCAGGACUGUGACUGCCCUGACAUUGGAGGAUUCUAUAUGUGCGAGAUACGAGACUCUGCUCAGCGAGCACGUCGUGUCGGCCUACAAGAAGGCCCGAUGGGUGAGUAUCAUCUUUGGCUUCUCAGACAGUGCAAGUAUGGCUUGCCAGGCUCUCAUCUUCUACUACGGUGGCAAGCUUGUGGCGGAGGGCACUGUAGAUGCCCUCGCGUUCUUUGUUUGCUUCAUGGCUGUGAUGCAGGGGGCAGAGGCAUCGGGUCAAGCUCUCGGUUUCGGACCCAAUGCUGCACAGGUGACGGCGGCAGCGAAUCGAAUCCUCAACAUGAGAGAAACGCGGCUUAAGGACAAGGUCUCAACAUCACAAGAGAUCCCAGACACGGAGGGUGGAAUGUCGAUUGAGCUAGACAACAUCCACUUCAAGUAUCCAUCCCGAAGCACGCCCGUGUUCAGGGGUCUCAAUCUCACCAUCCAGAAAGGCCAGUUUGCUGCCCUCGUGGGCGCAUCUGGAUGUGGAAAGACGUCGAUCGUGUCUCUUCUUGAGAGGUUCUACGAUCUAGACAAGGGCCGCAUUCUUCUUAACGGCAAAGAUGCUACAGACAUCAAUGUGUACGAGUACCGAAAGUACUUUUCCCUUGUUGCGCAAGAGGCCACUCUCUUCCAAGGUACCAUUCGGGAGAAUAUCUUGCUCGGAGUCGACCCUUCGUCCAUCACAGACGAGCAACUCCACAAGGUCUGUCGCGAUGCCUCGAUUCACGACUUUAUCGUCUCACUGCCUGAGGGCUACAACACCAAUAUUGGGUCUCGUGGAGUAUCUCUCUCCGGAGGACAGAAGCAGCGAGUGGCUAUCGCGCGUGCACUUAUCCGCGACCCCAAGGUUCUCCUGCUCGACGAAGCCACCAGUUCCCUCGACUCGGAGAGUGAGAAGCUUGUGCAGGCGGCGUUCGAAAGGGCUAGCGAGGGGCGCACGAUGCUCGUGGUGGCUCACCGAUUGGCCACGGUGCAGAAUGCGGAUGUCAUCUUUGUGUUGGGUGAUGGACAGCUGCUAGAGCAAGGAAGCCAUGCCGAGUUGUUGAAGCAGCGGGGGGUAUAUUGGCACAUGUGUCAAAGCCAGGCUCUGGAUAGAUAA
Molecule: messenger RNA, 3981 nt
Organism: Fusarium keratoplasticum
Lineage: Eukaryota; Fungi; Ascomycota; Sordariomycetes; Hypocreales; Nectriaceae
Exons: 13
Coding region: 1-3981 (1326 amino acids)
Biological process (GO): transmembrane transport
Cellular component (GO): membrane
Molecular function (GO): ATP hydrolysis activity; ABC-type transporter activity; ATP binding
Source: RefSeq, a predicted model, not a curated record